Hylaeus anthracinus is the source of this 1922-nucleotide messenger RNA. RefSeq names its product protein slowmo (gene slmo). Gene Ontology annotation, cellular component: mitochondrial intermembrane space. The transcript is spliced from 5 exons. The record is from RefSeq and is a predicted model, not a curated record. NCBI's taxonomy places the organism in Eukaryota, Metazoa, Arthropoda, Insecta, Hymenoptera, Colletidae. Bases 140 to 835 code for a protein of 231 amino acids. Gene Ontology annotation, molecular function: phosphatidic acid transfer activity. Gene Ontology annotation, biological process: phospholipid transport.
CUAAGUAAUAUUAGGUUUCGUCAUUCGUAGUCAGUAGACGCACCUUGCUGUGGCGGAGUCGUAUGUAAUUUUGUAUGUGACCGUUUUUAGUUUAAAUUAUAGUGUUAACGUUGUGUCAGACAGGAAAAAUUAUAUAAAUAUGAAGAUGUGGACGUCAUAUCACACGUUUGAGCAUCCAUGGGAGACUGUGGUAAAGGCAGCAUAUAGAAAAUAUCCCAACCCCGUAAACCCAUGCGUUUUGGGAACAGAUGUCAUCGAAAGACGAGUCAAGGACGGUGUUUUAUAUUCACACAGAUUGGUCACCAGUGAGUGGCGUUUUCCUACAUGGAUAUUACGAUUAGUAGGGCACAAGGGUCCGUGCUACGCUAGCGAAUGGAGCGAAGUUGAUCCAAUGGCUAGGGAAAUGGUGGUGAAAACUGUGAACGUGAGCCUGGGGAAACACGUCUCAGUCGGCGAGGAAGUUAAAUACAUGCCGGACCCGCAAGACUCCCAGAAAACAGUGUUAACGCAACAGGCGGUCAUCUCCAUCUCAGGUGUGCCACUCAUUGAUUAUUUGGAGAGGUUACUGACCAUGACUAUCGAACAAAACGCCAAAAAGGGACGGCAGGCGGUGGAAUGGGUGAUCGAGAAAAUCCACGGAGAGAUGAAAGAUAUCGCAUCUACCGCGGCGAAGUCGACGGACGAUCUGCUAAACCAAACGCGUCGUCAGUUGGACGACAUCACGAAUAUCACGAUGCGCAGCAUGGACGAUCUUCAGAACGUGGCAAAGAAAUCAUUUGACGAGUUUCAAAACCUCACAGCACCCCCGCCUUCACAGUCGAUACCGAAAUUAUAGCUAAUGUUUCACGUUAGCUUCGAUCUCUUUACCUAACGCCUCGUACAACUUUGCCGAAACGAUUGGAAUCGAAACGUAGACAGCAGCGAUCGAUAUCUCUCGGAUGUAUACAGGAAGGGAUCGGAUACCGACAUCAUCGAUUUGAAUAAGUUGUUCCUUUUAUCACGCAGAGUAUCUCGUCUGAAAUUGACUUUUACUAUUUUACCGAACGAAAUAAUUGCAUUUAAUCAAGUGUAAUCAGCUGGCUGAUGCUUGCAGCGCAUGGAUCAUGCAAGGAAGUAAUUGUUUGCACAGGUCUUUCGUUCAAAUAUUCGAUACGUUUUCCACGAGUGCAGAGAGCGAGAGAGAGGGAGAGAGAGCGAUCAAUCGCGUGCAAUAUCCUUAUCGUUCCGUAGAAGUCGCUUUAGCGAAAGAGACGUAGCUAUAGUGAGUAAUUAAAGUGAUUAAAGCGGUUCUGAAGACAUUGAUUUUUUUGCCAGCAUUGUACCAUCGAAGAAGCAGUUUCCUGUGUUAGAUUUAUAAACGACAGAUGGAAACAUUUUGAUAAAACAAACGAAGAAACUAUGCCAGUAUAGUAUUUGCAAGAUAUGUUCCUCAUCACUAGAUCAUUCGAUAACCAGCGUGAGAUUAGUGAACCGUUCAUUUUUCAGCUUCAUUUGCGCUUUAACAUCACGUCUACCGAAUAACAAAACAUGUCGCGCACGCAGAGGAACUAAAAGAUCUUCAAAUCACUCGAUGUCUAUGUUUAGCUACUGUCUUGUGUCAAGCUUACGUUUGAUUGUAUUAGAUUUAGAUUCGGCCAAGUUGUUGUUUAACAAGUACAACUCAUCAUCGCGUAUCGAUUACUUCUCGCGCGUUGCUUGUGCAGCAGCUUGGCGGUAGUUAAGUGAAGUAGCUAAUAAACGUGACUUAAAUUAUUACAUGAAAACAAAUUCAUAGAAGCUUAUAUGUCGCGUAGAAGUUAGUGCACAUUUUGUAAUGUUAACUAAACAAAGCGUAGCUACAGCUAAGUUCGUUUACAAUGACAUUAGUAAAUCUGUAAAUAAAUACGAAGCCACAGAGUUAAAUAUAUGAAUUUUCAAAGCAA